Cinara cedri is the source of this 788-nucleotide messenger RNA. The record is from the annotation of a GenBank genome assembly. Lineage: Eukaryota; Metazoa; Arthropoda; Insecta; Hemiptera; Aphididae.
UGCAUCUUUCAAAGAUAUUGCUACUAUUGUAGCUGGUAUAAAAUAACACACAAUGAUACAUAAAUAAAUAAUUAAAAUUUAAAUAUAAGGUAAUUAAAUAAUUGAUAAGGUUUUAUUUCAGAUAAAUGUGUGAAUCCUGAAACUAAAAGACCAUACUCAGUAACUAUGGUAGAAAAAGCAAUGAAAGAUGUACACUAUUCUGUAAAACCAAAUAGAAACUCUAAACAACAAGUAAAUAUCAAUUAUCUUUAGUACUCUGGUACUUUUAACUAAUUUAUUGUAUUUUUUUGUACAGGCUCUUGAAGUUAUACAUUUAAUUAAAGCUGUGUUACCACUUGAAAGAGCUAUGAUGCGAUUAAAAAUUGAAUCAUCUAGCAAAGAAGCAAAAAAACUAUUAGAAAAAUUUUCAACUUUUGCGUCAACAGUUGAAUCAUUACAUUGGGAUUCUGGGGAACUUACUUUGGUACUAGGCAUAUACAUGUAUAUUACAUUAAAUUAUUUGAUAUUUUUAUUAUGUUUAUGUUAUUAAUUAGAUUCUACUUAUCGAUCCUGGAAAUUAUAGACAAAUAGAUGAACUCGUACGAACAGAUACAAAAGGUACUACUAACAUGGAAGUUCUUAGUUUAAAAGAAGUCAUAGAAGGAGAUUCAUUUUUAGAUUGAUCAUUAUCACUUUAUUUUUAUUAAUUUUUUUUGUAUUAUUAUUAUAAAAGCUUGCCUAUUUAAUUAAAAAGAACUGAUGAUUUAUUAAUACAUUUAGUUAUUGGUAUAUUAAUAACAUAUACCUGU